UGAAUUGCGAAGCUAAACUUUCGGUACGCCAGGCCACACUGGAACUUUCACGGCUGUUUCCACCCUGGCGCACGUUAGCGAGUAGCCGUUUCCGGCUUAUCAAUCUGCGCAGCGGAAGUAGCGGAAAGAAAACGUGCUUUGAACUUGAGUUAAGAACACUAUACAUAAACCCAAACAAUAAUCCCUGAUUUCCCUACCAGAAGUUUUCUCGAGAAAAUGAACCAGAAAGCUCUACAGACGCUGCUUCCUGCAAGAGGACCAUUCAAUUCAUCCAGUUGUUUUUUAAUCAAGAUAAUGUACUCUCUGCCUUUGCAAAGAAAUGUUGAAUGAUGUAAGAUGUCUGGCUGCAAAAGGCCUCGUCAAAGUGAUCAAUCUUCAAUUACAUACAGGUGGAACCAAGUUGAGUGGUCAUCUUUUGACCUUACUGAUGUUGUCCCUGAGCAAAAUGCCUCUACACACUCCGAGGAAAAAAAGCAAAGUAGCAUAAAUACUAAACUGAAGCAGCCUAAGAUACUGAGCACAGCAGAGCUCAUCUCAGCAGUGGGGCAGAUAUGGAGUCUUGUAAAUCCUCUUGCUAUUUCGGAAUCAGAGGCAAAAUCAUAUCAUAAUGGUAGUGGCUCUCAAGAAAGUGUUAGCUUGGGUGAUCUGGCUCGGGAAGAUGGUUUGGCAGCUUUAAAAGAUGAUGAUGCUAGAUACUUAAGUGUUGACGCAAAGACUGCUUGUAACAUUAAACCUUCUGUGCAUCCAAAGCCAGAGUUUCUUACAGUAACCCAGAAGUUGUCAGUGUUUCAACCUUGUAGGGGGGAUUAUACUUGUCCAUUAUUCUCACAUUUUUUCAAGGGAUAAAAAAUUAUCAAAUGAGUAUGGGACGGGAAAGGGGCUAGCAAGUGUAGGAAUUUCAUAUAAAUGGGAAAGGAUUUAUGGAUGGAUGAAAGAAAUAAUGCCUGCUGAAUCACAGUAUCCUGUCAAUGUCACUAAGAUUGAGGAAAGAAUCUCAAUAAAUCUGCACUUCAGGAAGUACAGUCAACCAUGCUUAUGGCUGCAUUUCCAGAGAUGCAACUCAUACUGGAAAUAACUUUGCUUUAAGAAGAGCUGACUGCUACUCUGAUUCAGUCAAAUCAAAAGAUACAUUAGUAGGUGAUAAUAUGGAAGUAGCAAAGAAGACAGGAACAAUCAGCUACCUCUGCUCUGAUUAUUUCAUUGGGACUCUUCAUGAUAACAAUGUACAUUGUAGUUUCAAGGGCACCAAGUUCUACUCUUUAUGUAGAUUAUCAUAUUUACUUUUUAGAUACACAGAAGAGUACAUAUGGAAAAUUCAAACAUCACACUGAUGACAAUCAAAUGGCUGAGACAAGAAAACAACCUCAAAAGUUUGUUGUUGAGGACAAAAAUGUAAUGGAGGUUUGUACAUCAGCAUGUGCAAGACCGCAUUAUGCCCUUGCUAAGCAAGAGCAUGCUUAUGCAGGUGCAUUUUCUGGUAUAUUCGUUAGCCUUUGUCUACAUCCUGUUGACACAAUAAAGACAGUUACUCAAUCUUGCCGUAGAGAGCAGAAGUCUAUCUGUGACAUUGGAAGGUCAAUUGUUUCUGAAAGAGGCCUUGUGUAGAUUGACAAGAUAGAAUUUUCAGGUGUAACUGGGCUUUAUCGUGGAAUUGCUAGCCAUAUUGCAUCUUCAGCUCCAAUUUCUGCCAUUUACACUUUUACAUAUGAAUCAGUUAAAGGAACUCUGCUUCCUCUUUUCUCCAAGGAAUAUCACUCUGUCGCCCAUUGUGUUUCAGGUGGAUGCGCGAGCAUUGCAGCUUCCUUUGUGUUUACUCCCAGUGAGCAUGACUUCAUCUGGCGGUGUGCUCAUUACGAAUUUACUCAAUCACUGGAGUUAUUUCAAAGGAAUGCCUGAUUGGAAUAAUUGGAAAGGUGGUUUACCUUCACUAUAUGCAGGUUGGGGGGCUGUACUGUGCCGGAAUGUUCCACACUCAAUUAUAAAGUUUUACACAUAUGAAAGCUUGAAGCAGUUGAUGUUGUCAUCACAAAAUUCGCAUGAUCAACCCAACACAUUACAAACACUAGUUUGUGGAGGCCUAGCAGGAUUCACUGCUGCUUUAUUCACAACUCCUUUUGAUGUGGUGAAGACAAGAUUACAGAUACAGAUUCCUGGUUCCUUGAGCCAAUAUGACAAUGUGUUUCAUGCCCUUAAAGAAAUAGGCAAGAAUGAAGGCUUGAAGGGCCUCUACAGGGGAUUAAUUCCUAGAUUGGUUAUGUAUAUGUCUCAAGGAGCACUAUUCUUUGCAUCAUAUGAAUUUUUUAAGGGACAAUUUUUUUUUGGAAGUUCCACAUUUUAAUGCUCAAAGGAUUGAGUAUAAAGAAAGCAAGAAAGAUGAUCCAGCAGGAUUGCAAAUGCCAUCAUAAUCAGCAUCACAGGCAUCCUGAUCCUCUCAUCAUCGCAAAAGGAUGCAUGGUUUGCAUUCAUGAUUAUAUGAUACGGAUACCCUUUUGUGAUGGCAUGGGAUGAAGAAACGAGACAUUCCCCAGCAAUAAGCAUAGAUGGGACUGCAGCUCCUAACAUGGAAUUGCGUUUGCCAUUUUGUGGUGCUGAAAUGAGAUAUUAUCAAUUCUGCUUUCCCAUUUUUAGGUGACAUUUGCAUGGUUGAAAAACAUUGACAAGGAUGAACCUACCAAUUUUGCUGUAAAAUUGAUAUACCUGGUUCCCAAACGGUGGUACGGGAGCCAAAUCUUUUUGUCCAUUGAAUCAUUGUAACUUCUGUUAUGAAUAAUCUUACCCUGCAAAUGCCUGAAAUUAGUCGGCUAUUGUAACGAUUCUUCCAACGGGUUUCCCUAAGCCAAAUGCAUCUUGGUUGUGAGCUAAUUAUUAGAU
Molecule: messenger RNA, 2871 nt
Organism: Hevea brasiliensis (rubber tree)
Lineage: Eukaryota; Viridiplantae; Streptophyta; Magnoliopsida; Malpighiales; Euphorbiaceae
Exons: 10
Coding region: 1706-2338 (210 amino acids)
Cellular component (GO): mitochondrial inner membrane
Molecular function (GO): S-adenosyl-L-methionine transmembrane transporter activity
Source: RefSeq, a predicted model, not a curated record